Messenger RNA from Megalops cyprinoides (Indo-Pacific tarpon), 1961 nucleotides. RefSeq names its product GRB2 related adaptor protein a (gene grapa). The record is from RefSeq and is a predicted model, not a curated record. NCBI's taxonomy places the organism in Eukaryota, Metazoa, Chordata, Actinopteri, Elopiformes, Megalopidae. Gene Ontology annotation, molecular function: protein binding. The transcript is spliced from 5 exons. Bases 385 to 1032 code for a protein of 215 amino acids.
GGUUUCCUGUUUCUCAGAUUGCUCAUCCCCCUUAGUGAGAGACGCACAAGAGGCAGGAACUACCUCUGUCUCUCUCUCGCUCUCUCACCCGCACAUGGCUGUGCUGCGGUAAACACCUCUUUCUCUCUCUCUCUCUCUCUCUCUCUCCCUCUGUCACUCUCUCUCCAGCUCUCUCUCUCUCACUUUCACACACUGACGGUGAUCAGGACCGACGCCGCACCAGUAGAGCUUUAAUCCGCUCUCCGUCUCCUCCUCACUCUGACGCUCAGGCAUUGUCGGGUCUGAAGGGGCUGUGGAGUCAGCUGUCAGCUGCUCCUCUCUGGUGUUACCCUCUCCCUCUCUCUCACUCUCCCUGGGUCUCCAGCCCAGCUCCGGGGCCACAGGAUGGAGGCUCUAGCUCUCUACACGUUCCGAGCCACGGAGAGCGAUGAGCUCAGCUUUCAGAAGGGGGACAUUCUGAAGAUCACUAACAUGGAGGACGACCCUAACUGGUACACUGCCGAGCUGAUGGGCAGGAGGGGGUACGUCCCCAAGAACUACAUCAACGUGAGACCCCACUCGUGGUUCGCGGGGCGCAUCUCCAGGCACGUGGCCGAGGGGCGACUUCGCCAGCGGGAGUGCGGCGUGUUCCUGGUGCGGGAGAGUGAGAGCGCUCCGGGCGAGUUCUCCAUGUCUGUCAGCAGUUAUGGGGAUCAUGUGCAGCACUUCAAGAUCCUGAAGGACAGAGGGGGUCAGUACUUUGUGUGGGAAGAGGCCUUCAGCUCCCUGAACCAGCUGGUGGAGUUCUACAAGACCAACAGCAUCGCCAAAGAGAGGACAGUAUUCCUGCGGGAAGGGGAACGUUCAUUGGGGAGACCCCACCACGCCCAUGCUCUGUUUGACUUCAAACCCCAGCACCCCACGCAGCUGCACUUCCAUCGCGGUGAUGUCAUUGACCUCCUGGACUGCUCUGACUCCCAGCGCUGGAAGGGCCGUUGCCAUGGCCGCGUGGGCUUCUUCCCGCCAGAAUAUGUCCAGCCCAUCUAUCACUGACCCUACUUUUGAGGCUGGUAGGGGGGAAUGGGGGUCAAAGUAGAGGGCCGAACCCAACAAAGCACCCCCCGUCUCCUGCUUGUUCUGGACUCUCAUCAUAGGUGUGCAGUGGACCAUGUGACCAGCUCUACUACAGCAAAAAUACUGGAAUACAGGAGUUGAAGUAAUGAAGAAACACUGGGACGAGUGAAUGAGACAGAAUGAGGUUUGGAGGCAUAAAGGACAGAGAUGAACGGACUCUUCAAAGUGUCUUCAAAAACCAAUUUGACAUGACAAAGUGUGGACCUCGCAGACAGGAUGAGUUUAGAUUUACCUGCUGCGUCACAGACAGGCACCUAAAAGUUGGCCUCUUCAACAAUGCACAAAGAAACAAAGAAGAAUGGAAACUUAUAACAACUUAUAACAACAGUAAAAAAAGAAUAAAAGAGGGUAACUGUCAAAACUAGCUAAAGACACUAAAGAUUUCACUGAGAUUUGGAGCCAGGGCUGUAUGUUUGUUUGUUACAUUUAUGUGUAAGUUCCUCUGAAAUCCUUUGCUCUGCAAAACACAGAUAUACUGAAGUAUCCCCUUUCAAAUUCUAAAUGGCAAUUAGAUUGUAGACUGGGAUAGUUCACGCUGCAAAAAUAGAAUUAAUUGCAAUAUAUGAAAUCACUUUCACAAUUUUAAUCAAUCUAGCCAUCAGCACCUUUCUUCUUUGUCUGUAUAUCUGAGACAACAAUUUGACUCUUUCAACGUGUAGUGUAUAUAUACGCUAUUAAUACAUUGAUGUACACAUAUGCCAAUUGUUCAUGGCAAACAAAAAACAAAAAAGCAUAUUUUCUCUUUUUCAUGGCAUAGUUAUAAAAUUUCUGAAAUCAUGCUAGCUCCGUAACGUAAAGGAUGCCAAUGUCAAUAUUCUCAGUAAAACAUUACUCUGUACCUACAGUAC